Molecule: messenger RNA, 542 nt
Organism: Musa acuminata AAA Group (dessert banana)
Lineage: Eukaryota; Viridiplantae; Streptophyta; Magnoliopsida; Zingiberales; Musaceae
Product: glutamyl-tRNA(Gln) amidotransferase subunit C, chloroplastic/mitochondrial-like
Exons: 5
Coding region: 1-438 (145 amino acids)
Biological process (GO): glutaminyl-tRNAGln biosynthesis via transamidation; regulation of translational fidelity
Cellular component (GO): chloroplast
Molecular function (GO): glutaminyl-tRNA synthase (glutamine-hydrolyzing) activity
Source: RefSeq, a predicted model, not a curated record
AUGUCGGUCACCUCGGCGUUCGGCUGCGGCGCCGCCUUCCUCAGCCACCUUUCCGCCGGGUCCCGGUCCGGUUCGACGCUGAUUCUGCUUCGUGCGGGAGGGGCCAAGCCGCGGCCAUACUCCUCGUCCCUCGCGCGUUGCGCCGCCCCCGAACUCCCUGACGUCUCCCGCCUCGCCGACACCGCUCGCAUCUCCCUCACCCCGGAAGAGGUGGAACAAUUUGCCCCCAAGAUCAGACAAGUCAUCGACUGGUUUGGACAACUUCAGGCUGUCGAUCUGGAAACCAUUGAACCUUCACUUCGAGCUGAUACUGAUGCUAGCACAAGCCAAAGAGAAGAUGCUCCAGAAACAUUUGGGAACAGGGAGGCAAUUAUAGCAGCAGUUCCAAGCUACGACGACCCAUAUAUAAAAGUUCCAAAGGUCUUGAACAAGGAGUAAAGUUUCAUUUCCUUGCCUGCUUUUUCAAACAGUAAACAGCUUGGAUCUUCAAGGUGCUUAUACCACCACUUGACUGUUAAUGGAACCUUUGGCUGUUUUGUUUA